AUGUUGAAGAAAGAAUAUACAAACUUCGUGAGUUCACUUUCUCCUACAGAUUCAAGCUCUGCUUUGCUAAACAAACCAUUAAGCGGAACGGAAGCUAAAAAUUUAUACUUAGAGGAGGUAAUUGAAGUAAAAGACCCUGUACCAGCAAAAUGUGAAAGCCCUAGAUAUAAUGAAAUAUACCGUAAAAGAAAAAUAAGUCUGAUAGAAUUUUGUGAAAAGGAAUUAUUUCUUUCAGUACAAAACAAUGAUAUGAGUAAACUAACACAAAUACUUGAUGCUUUUCCAAAUAAGUUAAAUAUUUUAGAUGAUUAUGGCUGGAGUUUACUUAUGAUAGCAUGUCAGGCUAAUGCUGUUGAAAUUGUUAAAGAGCUUCUCAAACGUGGUAUUGAUAUUUCAAUAAGAGAUAAAGCAGGCAAUUCGGCUCGAAGUUUAGUUAUAAAAAAUAAAAAUUUUGCGAUUGCUGAUCUUCUGCUUAGUUAUAGAACUAUUGUAAAAGAUGAAAGUGAAGAAAAGGAAUCCCAAAUAUUAGAGCUAGAAGAGGAUUAUGUUUGUAAUAUUUGCAAUAAUACGUUUUGGGAUAAAAAGCAGCACCUGUCAUCAACAUUGCACAACUUAAAUGCAAGUAAAGGUAAAAAAAUCCAUACUAAUUAUGUUAUACCAGAGUCAAAUAAAGGUUAUCAGAUCAUGUUAAAAGGAGGUUGGAAUAAGGAUGUUGGCUUGGGACCAGAUGGGUCUGGAAAGAAAUACCCAAUUAAAGCAGUACAGAAAAAUGACAAGACUGGUCUUGGUCAUAAAAAGAGGGUCAAAGAAAAAGAUAUUAUUGCAGUAGGAUCAAAGCUAAAGAAUUUUUGUACAAAAGAUUAUGACAAAAAUAGACAAAUGGAAAUAAAUUUUAGAAGGCAGUUUUAUUAA
Parnassius mnemosyne (clouded apollo) is the source of this 912-nucleotide messenger RNA. Lineage: Eukaryota; Metazoa; Arthropoda; Insecta; Lepidoptera; Papilionidae. The record is from the annotation of a GenBank genome assembly.